AUGCCGCGGAUAGGCACCGGCGUGGCUGCGGAUAACUCGACUCGACCAAGUAUCGAAGCCAGCGGCACGUCUUCGAACUCCGGUGAAAGAAAUGACGUCACAAAGAGCAUUUACACGAACACAUUCGGCACCACGAAAGCCGCAAAUAGCAUUCACAAUAACACAUACAACACUACAACUACCAUAAACAACAUACACAGUAGCACAAAUAACCCAACGAAUACCGGUAUUAGCAGUUCGAAUUUCGAUACUACAGUUACGAGUGCAGUUAGUGGAGGUGCUGAGCCUGUUGACAAUCCCGUCACUGUGACUGUUAACAGAGAUGUUCCCACCACAGCAUCCGUUGAUAUUACUAAUCCUGGCAUCGUUAGACAUGAGGUUUUGGAAGUUGACGCAGUAUCAGACGAACAUGUGGAAGCGACAUCAGAUAUUCUGGACGAGACGACAACAAUGGCUGAUAUCACGCCAGUUAGUGCCUCGGUUGCUGACCUUGCUGAUGUUGACGCCGAACCUACUGACACAGCGUUGGGUGAUGUGGAUUCAACGGAAGGCGACACAGCUACUGAUGUUGCAAUUGUUGACUCGACUGGCGCCGUGAAAGAUGUUGGGAUAACAGGAAGUGACGCGACUGAUAGCACGACAGAAGCUGACACGACUGUUAGCAUGGCGAGAGGUGACAUGACUGACACAACAAAUGCCGAUGCAACAGAAGUCGAUACUGAUAUAAAUGCACCAAAAGUCGAUGCCAAUUCAUAUGAAACAGAAACUGAAACUGACGCUACACACACUGAUGCUCCUGCCGGCAGAACAGAAGCUGACACUAUCGUUAAUGGAACAGCAAUUGACACGGCAGUUGAAAAUGAAGUUGGCCCAACUACUGAUGCAACAGAAGAUUACAUUCCAACAGAAUUUGGCCUUAUUACUGAAGCAGCAGAGGUUGGCUCUUCAUUUGAGACAGCAGAUGCUGACACUGCUAUUGUAACAACAGAAGCUGACACUGCUACUGAUACAACAGAAGUCACUCCAGUUGACACAAGAAUAGACUCAACAGAAGUCACUCUUGUUGACACAACAAUAGAUACAACAGAAGUCACUCCUGUUGACACAAGAAUAGAUUCAACAGAAGUCACUUCAGUUGACACAAGAAUAGAUACAACAGAAGCCACUCCAUUUGACACAACAAUAGAUACAACAGAAGUCACUUCAGUUGACACAACAAUAGAUACAACGAUAGCAGAAGUCACACAACAGAAGUCACUCCAGUUGACAAGAAUAGAUUCAACAGAAGUCACUCCUGUUGACACAACUACAACAGAGUCACUCCUGUUGACAAUAGAUACAACAGAAGUCACUCCAGUUGACAAGAAUGGAUUCAACAGAAGUCAGUUCAGAAUAGAUCCUCCAGUUGACACAACAAGAAUAGAUUCAACAGAAGUCACUCCAGUUGACACAAGAAUAGAUUCAACAGAAGUCACUCCUGUUGACACAACAAGAUAG
This is a messenger RNA of Penaeus vannamei (Pacific white shrimp), 1497 nucleotides long. NCBI's taxonomy places the organism in Eukaryota, Metazoa, Arthropoda, Malacostraca, Decapoda, Penaeidae. The record is from RefSeq and is a predicted model, not a curated record.